UUUUUCUUUUUUCCAAGAAAAAAAAUCUAACUACUCAUUUAUAUUAGCUUUCAUUUGUAAUUUUUUUUUUAAUUACAGGGUGAGGAAUUGAUGAAAACCAAAACCCAUGGAGGUAGGAUUCGGCCAUUGCCGACGCCGUCUCGUCGUUCUCCCAGGCUUUCUGUUCGUAGGGCUAGGUCUAGGGCUCUCCCUAUUCUCCUCAAUCAGAAAAAUGGUAAUGAAAAAUCAGAGAGCACAUGCGUAAUUUUUGUCUCUGAUAGCGAGGGUGAUGAUGAUAAUAAUGAGGGUAUGAAUCCCGAAUCGACUCCUCAAACAGUUAAGAACGGUGGUGGUAUGACCCCUCAAAUGACCAGUAGUUGUAGUGAAGAUUCGAUGGAAUUGGAUAGCUUAGAGGAAGGGGAAACUUGUUUUAGAUGUAAAGGUAGAGAUAAACGUGUAAUGGUUUGUAGUGAAAUAGGCUGCUUGAUUGCUGUUCAUGACGAGUGUAUGGGGUUUGAACCUACUUUUGAUGAUUUGGGAUUGUUCUACUGCCCCUAUUGUAAGCACCGGCGUGCAAAAGCGGUGGCUCUUGAGAUGAGUUCAAGAGUUAUGGCAGCAAAGAAAGCAUUGUUGAAUUUUCUUGAAGGGAAAGUAGUUGGUGAAGAUAAAGAGAAGGAGAAGGAUUGUGAUGACGCAGAUGAUAGGAAUGAAGGUGAUACGCUACCUAGUGCUAGGGAUGGUAUUUGCUGCAAUAAUAAGAAUGUUCCUAUUCCAAAUGAUCAUGAAGUCCUGAGUCAGGUUGCGGAUGAAAAGGAAAUGGAUGAUGCACAAGUAGGCUGCCAUGGUCGGGAUACAGUGGUGAUCGCGAAAGAGGUUCAGCCAAGUACAAAUGUAGUCAAUGGUGGUGAUAAUGUAGGUUGUGGAGAAGGGACAGCAGCCGGGAUUGAUCCACUUCAGGGUUCUAGUACCAAAGAAGCAUCAAAUAAAGAUGGAGAAUAUGGAAAAGAGGAGGAUUCAGGACCAAUGGAUAAUGGUAAGAAUGAGAGAAUUGAUGAAGGUAAUGAGGAAAGAGAGAUUUUGGAUACUUCUGAAGUCGUAGAGGAGGAUGAAGAGCAAAUACAGACAGAAUCAUCGGAUGGGCUUGAAAACACUGAUGACAUAUCUGAAACUGAGUCUCUUGUAAACCGUCACAGGCGUUUCAAACAAAGAGCUGGAAAAACAGUACGCUCUGAGACUGUUACUCUACCCAAGAGAUCUUCCCCUCGACUAAGAAAAGCAGUUGCACGACAAAAAAGCACCACAAAGAAAAAUGCUUUGCCUUUUAUUGAGAAAAAUACUAUCUCCGAAAAGUCCCAACAGCCCUUAAAGCUCGUCCCAAUGAUGGAUUUCUCUAAUGCAAAGCGGAGAAGAUUACACUGGACAGCGGAAGAGGAAGAGAUGCUAAGGGAUGGUGUUCACAAAUUUUCAAUAACGAGAAACAUAGUUCUGCCAUGGAAGAAAAUUUUGGAGUAUGGCCGUCAUGUAUUUGAUCCCAGUCGUACUCCAGUUGAUCUCAAGGACAAGUGGAGAAACUUGAUGGCCAAAGAGGGUGCAUCAAUUGACAAAGUUUGAUCGAUAGCUUUGGACCCUAACAGGUUAAGGUCAUCCAGGUUUGGAUUCUAUACUUAAUAUCUUAUCUUUUGUCUGUAAAUCAAAUUCAAACGAGGGAGCCCAUUUUUGUACAUGUUUCUAUACUCCCUUUACCUUUAUUCCAAUCCACUUAAUCUGAAUACUACUUGUGGUACUCUUUAUCAUCUUUGGUUCGUAGAUGAAGGAGAAUUAUGUAAAUAACAAUGUCUGAUCGUUAAUAUGAGAGCAUACAUGAGUUUGACUUA
Messenger RNA from Humulus lupulus (European hop), 1853 nucleotides. RefSeq lists its product as uncharacterized. The transcript has 4 exons. The record is from RefSeq and is a predicted model, not a curated record. The coding region runs from base 91 to 1590 and encodes 499 amino acids. Lineage: Eukaryota; Viridiplantae; Streptophyta; Magnoliopsida; Rosales; Cannabaceae.